This is a messenger RNA of Zea mays, 1522 nucleotides long. RefSeq lists its product as uncharacterized. Lineage: Eukaryota; Viridiplantae; Streptophyta; Magnoliopsida; Poales; Poaceae. The record is from RefSeq and is a predicted model, not a curated record. The coding region runs from base 350 to 1216 and encodes 288 amino acids. The transcript has a single exon.
GUAGCGUGCCUGUGCCAGCCAUUGGGUCCCCGGAAUGGCUACCAGUCCCAGCGCGUCAUGACAGAAUUAGCCGGAAAGGCCCUACUAUCUUUAGCGCCAUUCCAUCGGGAGAGCAUAUUCCAGGCUCUAAUCCGUUUUCUCAAACAAUAAUAGUAGUGUCGUGUCUCCGGGGGCGCCUAACGCCGCGGUUAAUCCAGGGAAUAAACCCUCCUCCCCGUUGUCAUGCGCCCGCCCGUCGCCGAGCCACCACACCACCACCCUAUAAAACCCGGGCGCCCGCCUCCUCCCCACCGUCGCAGCAGCUCAACACCACCGCACCGCCCCCGCCCCGCCUCUCCUCGCCGCCGACAUGGCCGCGUACAUCCGCCUCGACGACGCCGUCCGCGCGCGCCUCCGCGGGGGCGCCCACGCCGCGGGGUGCACCACCAGCAGCAGCAGCGGCAGCGACCACGACGCGUCCGCCUGCCUCUCCGAGCUCGUCCAGGCGUUCCUGGAGACGGGCGCCGGCGGCACGGCCGAGGAAGGGCCCCGCGCGGCGCCCAAGGAGUACGGCUCCGACGACGAGGACGGGGCGGCGGCCUCCGCCGCGGCGACCGUGCGGGCCCUGCUCGACCCGCCGGCGGAGGAGGACGCGUUCCGCAUCAGGCUGGCCGCGGCGGUGGCGGCCGCGGCGGAGGCGGAGGCGGCGCUGCGGGCGCACGGGGCGGCGUUCAGGCGCGCGCUGGCGCGGCGGCUGCGCGGCGCCGGGUACGACGCCGGCGUGUGCAGGUCGCGGUGGGAGGCGUCGGGCGGCGCCGCGGCCGGGACGUACGAGUACGUCGACGUGGUCGCGGUCGCGCCGGCGGCGGCCAGGUACAUUGUGGACGCGGACUUCCGGGCGGCGCUGGAGGUGGCCCGCGCCACGCCCGAGUACGCGGCCGUCGUGGCCGCGGUGCCGGCGCCCGCGGUGGUCGCGCGCGAGGAGGCCGUCGGCCGCGCCGUGCGCGUCGCGUCCGACGCCGCGCGCCGCUCGCUCCGCGCCCACGGCCUCCACGUCCCGCCCUGGCGCAAGACGCGCUACAUGCUCGCCAAGUGGCUCGGGCCCUACAAGCGCUCCACCUCGUCCGCUGCUGGUGGGGUAAUGUCGAUGCCCGGCGGCGCAGGGCUGGACGUCAAGUGCCGCGCCGUCGGGUUCUUCGCGCCUCCGGCCGCCGCGCCGGCGGCCAGGAUCAAGUAGCCUUGCCGUGUUUCUUAUUAGUGAGAUCGAGAGUUUGUGUUUGACUUUGGGUUGCUCUCGGACUUGUUUUGUAUAGAGUUUUUGGUUGGAGAUUAUCACAGCAUUUUGCUUCUUUUCUUUCUUUCUUUUUUUUUUUAAAAAAAAGGAGCUGGCGCGAGGAAUCAUUUAGCACUCACUCGAACGGACCUGAUCUUCCCUUCCUCAGAAAACACCACAGUGGAGCAAAAAAACGAUGUACGCGGCGGGCAGGUGUUGUGCUACAAUGGAUUAGCAUAGAUAACAAACCAGCAUGAUCGCAUUGUUUUA